Necator americanus (New World hookworm) is the source of this 813-nucleotide messenger RNA. RefSeq lists its product as uncharacterized. NCBI's taxonomy places the organism in Eukaryota, Metazoa, Nematoda, Chromadorea, Rhabditida, Ancylostomatidae. Gene Ontology annotation, cellular component: lysosome. Bases 1 to 813 code for a protein of 270 amino acids. The transcript is spliced from 10 exons. Gene Ontology annotation, molecular function: cysteine-type endopeptidase activity. The record is from RefSeq and is a predicted model, not a curated record.
AUGCUUUUUCUACUCCUCCUAUCACUUGUGUUUCUAGCUGAAGCUGCUAACAACAGGUACAACUUGAGAGGAUGCUACCGUAAGAGUGGGCGCGUCUACGAGCACAGAAACGUCAAUGGAGUCAACUAUGCUUCGGUGGACAGAAACCAGCACAUCCCACAAUAUUGUGGGUCGUGCUGGGCUUUCGGAGCUACGUCCGCUCUAGCAGAUCGUAUCAAUAUAAAACGUAAAAAUAAAUGGCCUUCUGCUUAUCUCUCAGUUCAGGAAGUGAUCGACUGUUCCGGUGCUGGCACAUGUGUGGCAGGGGGAGAGCCAGGAGGAGUUUAUCAAUAUGCUUACGAACACGGUAUUCCACACGAAACAUGCAACAAUUAUCAAGCGAGAGAUGGAAAAUGCGAUCCUUACAAUCGAUGUGGAUCUUGUUGGCCAGGAGACUGCUUCUCUAUUUCCAACUACACCCUUUACAAAGUUAAAGAGUAUGGGACAGUAAAGGGCAUUGAUAAGAUGAAAGCAGAGAUCUACCAUCAUGGUCCCAUCGCUUGUGGAAUCGCUGCAACCAAAGCCUUUGAAAAUUACGCUGGAGGCAUUUACAAAGAAAUCACCGACGACGAUAUAGACCACAUAAUUUCGGUCCAUGGGUGGGGUGUCGAUCACGACAGUGGAGUUGAAUACUGGAUAGGAAGGAAUUCAUGGGGCACCCCUUGGGGAGAGCAGGGAUGGUUCCGUGUUGUUACCUCUGCGUACAAAGACGCAGGUAGCAAGUUCAACCUCAAGAUCGAGGAGGACUGUGUGUGGGCGGACCCGAUUGUGUGA